Molecule: messenger RNA, 5993 nt
Organism: Haliotis rufescens (red abalone)
Lineage: Eukaryota; Metazoa; Mollusca; Gastropoda; Lepetellida; Haliotidae
Product: protein NDNF-like
Exons: 4
Coding region: 37-1701 (554 amino acids)
Molecular function (GO): protein binding
Source: RefSeq, a predicted model, not a curated record
AUCACAACAAGGUCUUGCAGUGGCGGGUGGCACACUAUGAUGCCUCUGCCUCUCCGACGGUUGUUGUGGUGGUUUGCUGUGGGGAAUCUUCUCGUGUCCAUCUUUAUGCUCCCCCUCUCACUCGGACAACACAUAUCAGCGUCCAAUCGAAGACGACAGUACGACUUUGCCAGCGAUCGACCAGAAAUAUUUUACGAUACCCGGACGAUGACGGAUGGUCGCGAAGAGACCGUGUAUCUUCUCAAAGGGGAGACGGAAAGUUACUAUUUUCUCCUAGAGGAGGGUGGAACACCGCUGUCGAUCGUGGUCACCCCCUGUGCAUCGAACAUCACAUUCGUACUCACAAACAAAGCCAUGGCAAGCAGCAGCGAGGAAGACGACCCAGAAGACCCUUUUUCCUCCCAAAUGGAAGGCCAGUCGUCAGUCCGGGUGGAGGAGUUCAAAGGCGGGGGUAACAUGGUCUACACAACACGCGAUGCGCGGAAAGGAAUCUACAUUCUUAGUCUACAAGCAAUCAAAACGGAUACCACAGUGAAGUUAUUUGCUACCACCAGACCAGAAUCUGUGUCAUUGUUCCCCGAGUUGCCUGUGGAUGCAAGGAUCCGGGUGACCGCAACAUCACGAAGAUCCAUCAAAUUUUCAUGGAAUCCCAGUGGCAACCCAUCGGAAUUGCUACAACCCUCACUAGAAUACUGUGUGUCUGUGAACAAGGUAAUGAACUUUCAAAGUCAUUGCUCCGUCUUGGCCCACUUACAAGGGGACACACGCCCCACCCCUCCCCCCAACAGUGGUUUUGGUUUUCCCUGGGAGAAGAGUAAAAACAGAGAAAGACAAAGGAAAGCCAAGCCGAUCAAAGCAAUGUCGCCCAAAAGGUUGUUUUACGCCUGUGUUGGGUCAAAAACAAAUUUUACUUUUGACAAAGCAAAACCAGAAACUACGUAUUUCAUAGACAUCCAUGUGGUGGAUAAAAAUACAAAUAGGUCGUCCACGUACGUGGGCGCGGUUGUGCAGACGAAGAAGAGGAAGAGGCGACAAGCGCUGCUGAAAAAUGAGAAGAGGAAGACCGUGUCUUUACAAAAGGGUGUGCGUUCUGUGAGUGUUAAAUUAGUGUUGACCAAACAGGUCGAGAAGGGUGUGUUGGAACUGAAAUCAUGUCGAGGGGUUCUCCCCUUUGAGAUUCUUUAUGACAAUAAACUUAUCCAUAAAUCAGCGGUUAGGAGGAUCAAAAUUGUGAGAAUGAAAAACUUGCCGGCAGGCGCUUAUAUUUUAAGGUUUAAAGGGAAAAGAAAACGCAAGCGUUCAGUGAUGGUGUUCUUCACUGAGUCUGGCAGGUAUCGCCCGCCGCGUCUGCCUGUAGACUACAGAAUCAAGGUCUUCAACACUCUUACCACAUGCACAAAUGUGACUCUAGCCUGGAUGGGCAGUAAUGUUAAACAAAAAUAUUGUCUUUAUAAAAAGGAAUUAGUUGACAAUCAAAAAGUGCGGAAGCACCGAUGCUCAGAUCCUGGGCAUCGCAGUGACAGAGAAAAGGUAUUUUGUACAAGGUUUAGACACAGGCAGCCUUCAAAGGCUGUAAUUAGUAAGACAGUGACGGGUCUGAAACCCGGUACAAACUACUUGUUUGAUGUGUACAUUAGUAGAGGAAACAGUGCCUCGCUGGUCUACCUCAACCAGCAAGUCAGGACCAAAACACAGUGCUAAACCAGGAGCAUGUCGCACCUGAGGAUAACAUAUCUUGUGUUAGCCAAGGAAGCAAUGUUAAUUUGUGCUGUACAUGUGGAUUACGAUACCAACUGUUCCUCUAAAGCUUCUCUGAAACUGCAUGUAAGGAAACAGGUUCUCGGAUGCUGAGGGUGAGGCGUUCUUAGAGAGGAUUUGACGUCGUCUUAUGUUGGCUGUUGGACCUUGAACGAAGUUCUCGGUGGGGAGUUCACGAUUAGGACAGGAUUGCAAUGAUUGAAACAUAUGGAUAUGUUUCAGAGUUGUUUCAAUGUCCAAAUGGGUGGUGAGAGCACAGCAUUCGCCUUUCACCAGCAGGCGUGACGAUGCUACAGGCUAAGGCCUUCCUAGGCAAGUGUUCAGUGCCUAUAGUGCUGUGUCAAAAUAUUUCUGUGAUGUUGUGUGGCAAAGGUGAAGGAAGCGUCUCAGUACUAAAUGUCUUUCAGCAAAGGGGCAUUGCUUCAAAUGGGGAUAUAAGUUUCAUCAUGACCAUAAUAAUAACAACAGUGUUCCAUGAAUGAUUCCUGGAACAUAUUUAACUGUGCGGGAAGGGUUGUAAAUCGCAUUGGUGACCCUUAUCCUUGAAUACGUUCUCCAAAAGGGGUUUACAAACAAGUUUCUAACCCUUGACCUUGAACAUGUUUAGAUCUGCAAGAAGGAUCAUUGACAUCGUGGUCUUGUAUGUGCAAGCAAGAAAUGUGAUACGUUUUCCUAGCGGUUGGAAGAUACUUGACUUCUCUUUAACCGUAAUGCCCAAUGGGUAUGUUGGCCACAGCAAGCUGCUGAAGGUGCCUGUGUAGGAGGGCAUGGUGUAUUGAACGGGUGGGCUGAGGCUGUGUUGUGAUCCUGUAGGGGUGUUUUCAAAACGACGUACGUUCAUCACAAACGGGGCACGUUCCCGGUAUGUAUGUAUUUUCUCGAUGGCUAUGAGGUUCUGACAGCACCCCUUACAGAUAUGGGACGGGAAGGGGCACAUAGCAAGACGAUGAGAUAAGUUAUCAUUGUGUACUAUGUUAAUGCAUGCUUGUACAUAGCCAAUAUGUAGUUUGAAACCCGAUCCUAAACACAUCAUAUAUGGAAAGGUUGAAAGCGGUGUGUAGGGGCCAACACUACGUAAGCAGGUUUGUUUCUAGUGGCUUUUCUACACUCAUAUUUAGGGGUAAUAACUAUGGUAUUUUGAUAUUUUGUAUCAGUUUCAGAUCAAUAAACAACAGUUAUAUGGGUGCAGUAUAUGUUAAGCCUCGAGCUGUAACAAUAAAAAAAAUUCAAUGAAAGCAUAUUGCAUAUUUAUGUUUGCCAUAAUUUAAAUCAAAUAAGUGACAUUUCAUCGCAACACAUUUACUACAUGUAAUUCCCUUAAAUUAAUAUAGUUGUGGCUUUUAGAAGGAUGAACAUCAUGCAUUCAAAGCAAAUACAGUACCGGCUCAAAUACCUCCUGGAGGAUCUACAAGACGUUAACUUUUUACGAAUUUAAAAUUUAACUUCCUGAGUGUACGUUAGCUGCUAGGGUUCCAAGCACGAAACAGUUAUGAAAUGGUUAUUAUUCAGUGUUUGUUACUAUUAUAGCGUUGUAGUGUGUUAAAGGGGAGCUACACUGUCUCGUGUUCAUUCCCAGCCAAGGUCGAGACGUUUUAGCUUUUGGUUGAAGCUAAGAAAUCUUUGUCAUUAACUGCUUGGUUGAUGUACAUUAUACAAUGUGAGGUAGGACAAUUGUGUAUGGAGGACGCGAAUCAAUCUUGCUAGGACUGCCACUUUCUGAGAGCCUACUCCCCCUUUAAGAAAGAUAUUGACAAUAUCGAUCACAUGGAACAUUCAUAAAAUGCUCUUCAAUAUGAUAUUACACAGCGAAGAGAUGCAUUUUUACAAGAUACUGCAUGAUUUGGACCAUCACAUUAGGUUUUAUCCUUAUACAUGUGUACUUAACUUAGAACAUUGCAUCUAGUUAGCGUUGACCUUUUCCUCUAAAUAAAAAGCGACAAAACCAUUUCCUUAAUCUUAAGACAUCUCUACUAAAAGUAGAGCCCAUUGUUGUACCACAAUUUGUUAUAUACAUGGGUUUAUGAAUCACGUUCCAGCAAUUGAAUGUAUUGGUAGUGCUACGUAUACUUCGCAUUAAUAAACAUAAUUUAGUGAUACACGUAUAAAUAUUAAUCAAAUGUAGUAAUUAAAAGGCAAGGGAAAUGUGAAGAACUAAAUUUUGGCCAAAGCAUUUAUAUAUUAUUUAGGCUUACAACAUUUGAUUUACAACAUUUAGUCGAUCUAACAUGGUCCACGAUGUUCGCUACUUAACCGUGUGAGAUUCUCUUCCAGGGUAUUGAUAGACAGACAUACGAAUGCUCGAGUCCAAGGAUAGGGCGCAUGUGAAAGACUAGUCAAGAGUUUUACCGAUUUGAGACAUAAAGGUCUUUUAUCUGCACAGUAGACUGUGUACCUGUCUGUAAGGUAGCAUUUAGCAGUUGACAAGUCCAUGAUUUACGACAUGAUACUGUAGACAAAACAUAAAGCCAGUUCAAUUUGUUUAUAUAUUUAUUUGAAACAGUUGUCUGGAAGAUGGCGUUGAGAUUGUAGAUGUAUAUACAGUGUAUUAUUUUCUCGAUUGAUUUGUGUUGGCAAUGCUGAUAAUGUUACAUGUUAUUUUCUAAUUGUAAUUCGUUCCUAUAGCAGAGUUGCAUAACAAAGUAAAACAUUCGACAACAAUAGAUAAUAUGCAAUAUGCAAUAUGCAAUAUGCAGCAUUAAAUAUCCGAAAUAGUUAAUACCAUUGUUUAUGCUUCGUGCACAAUCUAGUCACAAGGGGGCACGGGUGACCCACUCUGUGCAGCGUUGCGUCCCCUGGGUACGCCAGGAGCCUAUAUGCUCGUGGGUUCGAAUCCCGGUUCGCCCCGUUUAAAUUUCUAGGUUUGUGAGCGUUUGUAAACGUCUGCGACCUGCAUCUCUUUGGGCUUUCCUCUCACAUCAAGCUGACACGCCGUGCUAUAACAGCAAUACUGUUCAAGGCAGCGUUUAACCCAACUCACUCACUCACACUCGCUAGUCACGAUUGGUACUGAUAUAUAUGCAUAAAACACGGAAUACAUAGCUGACGUGCACCCCCGGGACUGUUCUGCUCGAACCCUUCCGUAGCAUGAAGAAUGCGUGCUUGCUUAUGUGGUAAUUUUGAAGUAACUCAUUGAAUGUCUAUUCUCAAUCUGCGUUCUUGGAAAUGGUAUACUUCCUGUUGCGAAAGCUAAUCUUCAAAGAGCGUCAAAGUUGGUCCCUAAUGCUAAGUGACAGCGGUAAUUACCACGGUCGUGUGUCACCCCCGCACACUCACAUGCAAUACAAAGUAACUCCAGGUGGUGUUAUUUAUAAAUAUACACCAGACAUGUUAUAUUCAGCUACAUAUCAAUGCAUUAAGUGCUCUGGUAAAGUUCAUCUUCUCAUUCUCAUGCUGCUUGAAAUACAGUACACAGGCAUAUCAUAUGCAGACAUUAGAACCCGACUCGAAGUGUUUGAUUCAAGUAUCUUAAUGAUAAAAGUCAUCUCUGACAAUGUUACAAGUAUAUAACAUUUUUUGUAAAUCAGAACCUUCAGUGAUUUCAAAGACACAAAUAAAUAUAGAAGUUGGAUAUUAAUGUUCGAUGUUUUGACUUAAAUGCUUAUCGUUACUCAUCAAGCUGUGUUUAAGUGGGCAAUAUAGGACAUGUAGGAUAUAAUCUAUAUGUAUUUGCCCUGUUUGUAUUGCAUUUUCAGGAUGUUCGUGCUUACAGGUUGAGACCUCUUCAUCCCCAUCCAUUAAAGGUAGUCAUCGAACGGCGUUCCAGGAUAUGGUUUACGUGUAGCAUUUGUGUAAAACACACAGGCAGUAUACAAUGUUUACUUCAAUAAUUGUUGGUUUUGCGACAUACGUUUACUGAAGAUGCUGUGCCACUGACGUGUGAAGAACGAGCAUUUCAUUGUGACGUAUUUAGGUCACGUGUUACUUAAGGUCUUCCAGUCUUUAAGAAUGAUUCGAUGACUAUCUUUAUUUGAUACAGCAACAUAAACAUCUUAUAUCAAUUGUUUUUCUUCCUGAAGGGAAAAAGCCUCGGACAGGCUGUUGAGGUCACAAACACACCCGCCCAUUUAUCAUUACACUUUUGAACAGAAUAAGAAUCCCUCUGAACUGAUCUGGGGGAACGGGUGGCCCAUUCGUCUAAGGCGCCGCGAUUCGCUGUGCAGAGUUGCGUCCCUUGGACACGCCAGAAACCUAUUGUGGGUUCGAAUCCCGGUUCGCCCCGAUUAUGUUUCUAGGUU